Hipposideros armiger (great roundleaf bat) is the source of this 2363-nucleotide messenger RNA. RefSeq names its product interferon regulatory factor 9 (gene IRF9). NCBI's taxonomy places the organism in Eukaryota, Metazoa, Chordata, Mammalia, Chiroptera, Hipposideridae. The record is from RefSeq and is a predicted model, not a curated record. Gene Ontology annotation, cellular component: nucleus. The transcript has 8 exons. Bases 748 to 2070 code for a protein of 440 amino acids. Gene Ontology annotation, molecular function: DNA-binding transcription factor activity, RNA polymerase II-specific; protein binding; RNA polymerase II cis-regulatory region sequence-specific DNA binding. Gene Ontology annotation, biological process: immune system process; regulation of transcription by RNA polymerase II.
UCAGCCAAGAAUUGGUGGCAACCUGGGUCUAGGGCUAGAAAGCCCAGCUGGAUUGGAGGUGCGGGAUGGAGGGGCUGCUCCUGGGGGCCCCCUCUGCUAGACUGAGGAAGAAAGAGGACCUGAGAGCCAGAAAGCAGGAGGUUUGGCCUCAGUGAGAGACUGACCAGUUGCUGUGUCCCAAGCUCUACAGGCAAAGACCAGGAGGACCUGCUACCUGGUUGUUCAGGGAAGAAGGCUGUUGAUCCCAGUCUACUUGACCACUUGUUUGCUGCCUUCUGGCCCUGCCCACUUACGCUGCAGCUCCGCCCCUGCUCCCCCCCAACCACUAGGGCAAGCAGAGGGGAGGGAUGGUGGAAGGAAAGGUUGUAGGGUGGUAGGUGAAGAGUGUUGGUAAUGCAUCCUCUAAGCAGAUACCGCCUCUGCCAAUGCUUGGGGAUCUAGACAGCGCCUCUCACCAGGAACAGAGCACCAAGGAAAUUCUUCCAAACAAUAGAUGCCUGAAAAGUCUUAAAAGUUCAGACCAAUGCCUAAGGUUUCCUUCCAGAUGUCACAGCUUGGAGUGUUAAAGACAACGUAUAUAUUUUUUUCAUUGCCAGUGAUGGCAGAAACAAAACUAUUUGGCUUCAGAGAAUUUUGAGAUAAGUCUAGAGAAAAAGAUGGAUGGGUUCUCUGGGGACCCUUGCCAGAAUACAAACCAAAUAGCCAGGGCCUCAGCAGAUAUUCUCUCCCAAAGGGUUGGUUCUACUGAUGCUGCCUGCUGUUCUUAUCCCCAGGAUGGCAUCAAGCAAGGUGCGCUGCACCCGAAAGCUCCGAAGCUGGGUGGUGGAGCAAUUGGAGAGCGGAAAGUUCCCAGGGGUGUGCUGGGAAGAUGAAGCUAAGACCAUGUUCCGGAUUCCCUGGAAGCAUGCCGGCAAGCAGGACUUCCGAGAGGACCAGGAUGCUGCCUUCUUCAAGGCCUGGGCGAUAUUUAAGGGAAAGUACAAGGAGGGGGACAUGGAAGGCCCCGCUAUCUGGAAGACUCGUCUGCGCUGUGCUCUCAACAAGAGUACUGAGUUUGAGGAGGUUCCUGAGAAUGGCCAUAGGGAUGGGGCUGAGCCCUAUAAGGUGUAUCGGCUACUGCCACCAGGAACCCUCCCUGCCCCAGCAGGGACACAGAAAUCACCAUCAAAGAGACAUCACAGCUCUGUGUCCCCUGAGAAGGAGCCGGAUGAGGGUACCACUAAGAACUGUAUACUUAGCCCCUCCUUGCUCCAGGACCCCCUCAAAAACGAAGAGGUGGGGGCCAAUGGGGGAGCAGGCCAUUCAGACUUUGGGAGCAGCAGCAGCAGCAGCAGCAGCAGCAGCAGCAGCAGCAGCAGCAGCAACAGCCCUGAGCCUCAGGAAGGUGCAGACACAACUGAGGCCUCUUUCCAAGGAAAUCAGGCACCCCUGGAGCUUCUGCCCCCUCCAGACUCAGACUACUCGCUGCUGCUCACUUUCAUCUACAGUGGACAGGUGGUGGGUGAGGCCCAGGUGAAGAGCCUGGACUUCCGCCUUGUGGCUGAGCCCUCAGGCUUCCAGUGUGGCAUGGAGCAAGUGGUAUUUCCCAAACCUGGCCCAAAAGAGCCCACCCAGCGCCUGCUGAGCCAGCUUGAGAGAGGUGUCCUGGUGGCCAGCAACUCCCAAGGCCUCUUUGUGGAGCGCCUUUGCCCCAUCCCUGUGUCCUGGAGCACGCCCCAGACCCCACCUGGUCCAGGCCUGCAUCUGCUGCCCAGCAACGAGUGUGUGGCACUCUUCAGAACCAGCUACUUCUGCAGAGACCUGGCCAAGUACUUCCAGGGCCUGGGCCCCCCACCCAACUUUCAGGUGACACUGAAUUUCUGGGAGGAGAACCCUGACCCCAGCCACACCCUACAGAGUCUUGUCACAGUGCAGAUGGAGCAGGCCUUUGCCCGACAUUUACUGGCGGAGACUCAAGAGGACCAGGCAGCCAUUCUGUCCCUGGUGCAAAGCUUAGGGGACCCACCUUCCUCCUCUCCACUCUGUUCCCCUCUAUUUUCUUUGAAAGAGACUUGUUCUCCACACUAUUGACCUGCCUCCCUCGGUGACAAUUCUUCACGGUUGCCUGUGAUGGUUAUGUCCUUGAAUUUCUCACGAUGUCUGACGGGUAAAGAGCUCAAGCAUGACUUUUAUUUUUUUUAUUUUUAUUUUUAUUUUUUUUGAGAUACACCCUCUUUUAUUUCUGAGGAGCUGAGCUGGGAAAGUCCAAAUGAUAUGAACUUAGGGGGACCUUUCCUUCAUCCCCCAACCCUAUAGCCAAGCACUUUAUAUUUUCUUCUUGAUCUUCACUGAGGUUUUAAAAUAAAAUUUUACUGAAAAAUGAA